Molecule: messenger RNA, 2229 nt
Organism: Vitis riparia (riverbank grape)
Lineage: Eukaryota; Viridiplantae; Streptophyta; Magnoliopsida; Vitales; Vitaceae
Exons: 5
Coding region: 109-2085 (658 amino acids)
Source: RefSeq, a predicted model, not a curated record
CGCGCACUCCUCCAUCUCUCUUCCUUAUCACAACUCAUUUGCUCCUGAGUCAUUCCCCGUCUUCUCUUCAUUAUCACAACUCCCUAGCCAAAUCAACUCUUUUCUGCAAUGGAACUAGAGCAACUCUUGUUCGGAGAGAGCAUUAGUGCUCCUAAGGCGGACCGGAGCCAUGUAAAAACUUAUGAAACCAUGGCCUCAUCCAUAUCAAGUAGUUCCAAGGACUCCGAUGAGUUGUCCCAUGUCUCCGAGUCCUUUACUAUGAUAGACAUGAGUGUACCAAAGACCGUCUCUGCAGAGAAGAAACUAUCUUGGUUGCGCUCCCAGAUCGUCGUAGGUGAUGGAGAAUUCAAAUCCCCCUAUGGACUCCGCAGGGUCACCUACGCUGAUCACACUGCCUCAGGCCGGUGCCUACACUACAUUGAAAACUAUAUCGUCAAUAAUGUUCUCCCCUUCUAUGGAAACACUCACACAUGUGAUAGUUUCGUCGGUGAUCGGACCACAAAAAUGGUGCAUGAAGCCGCCAAGUACGUAAAAAAGUGUCUUGGCGGUAAACAAGAUGAUGCACUCGUCUUCUGUGGUUCGGGCACCACCGCAGCUAUCAAACGGCUACAAGAAGUAAUGGGGAUCACUUCUCCGUCGAUUAUGAGGGAGAGGGUAUUGAAGACCCUAAGGAGUGAAGAAAGAUGGGUAGUUUUUGUGGGGCCUUAUGAGCACCACUCCAAUCUCCUAUCAUGGCGGCAAAGUCUAGCAGAAGUAGUGGAGAUUGGUCUGGAUGAAAAUGGCUUAAUUGACAUGAAGGCUCUAAGGCAACAGCUUGAGUCGUAUAAAUACACCAACCGCCCGUUAUUGGGUUCUUUCUCAGCUUGUAGUAACGUGACUGGAAUUUACACCAACACCCGCGCCCUUGCGAAAAUUCUUCAUCAGCAUGGAGCCUUUGUGUGCUUUGAUUUUGCUGCAAGCGGUCCUUACGUGGAGAUCGACAUGAGAUCGGGAGAGAUUGAUGGCUAUGAUGCCAUUUUCCUUAGUCCCCACAAGUUUCUCGGAGGACCUGGGACCCCCGGCAUCCUUCUAAUGAGCAAAGUCCUCUAUAAUCUGGCUUCCUCUCCUCCAUCAACUUGUGGUGGUGGAACUGUUGCCUUCGUCAAUGGCUUCAAUGAAAAGGACACUUUAUACGUGGAUGAAAUAGAAGAAAGGGAAGACGCCGGAACUCCGCCAAUUGUUCAGAAGAUCAAAACAGCACUGACUUUCUGGGUGAAAGAAUACAUCGGUUACAAUGUUAUCGAACAGAUGGAGCACAUGUACAUCGAAGCAGCACUGGAGAGACUUCUGCCUAAUCCAAACAUAAAAGUUUUGGGAAAUACAAGCGCAAAGCGACAAGCUAUCCUGUCCUUCCUCGUAUACUCCACUACCAACUCUUCCUCGGACGGCAUGAAAGAUAGUAGAGGGGACAUAGAGGGGAGAUUUUACAUGUGGAGAGAGACAGGAAACAAGAGGGGUAAGCCUCUUCAUGGGCCUUUUGUCGCAAAGCUCCUCAAUGACCUGUUUGGGAUUCAAGCUCGAGGUGGGUGUGCUUGUGCUGGACCCUAUGGUCACAGCUUGCUCAACGUGGAUGAGACCCGUUCACUCGCAUUCAGAUCCGCCAUCCAUAAUGGUAACAACGGAGUGAAGCCCGGAUGGACCAGAAUCAGCUUCCCCUACUACAUGUCUAUUGAGGAGUUCGAGUUCAUUCUGGCAGCACUGGAAUUCAUAGCUACUUACGGCCAGAGGUUCCUUCCUUUAUACAACUUCAAUUGGAAAACAGGCAACUGGACUUUCAAGAAGAAGGCACUCAAAGACGCACUAGCAGGGAAGGAAAACAACGGCAACUUCGGUGGAUUGAGUCUGGCCAGGGGCAUGCAGGCAUCAAUAAUGAGUAACCAAUCAGAAGCACCAAACAACAACGCUGAUGAAAAUGAUGAAAUCAUCAACAAAUACACAUCAUAUUUGGAGACUGCUAAACGCAUUGCUAGUGUCCUUGAAAAGUUCCCUCCUCACCGUCGGGUUCCGGAAGACAUAGAUCUCAACCUCUGCACCUUCAGAUGCUAGUUUUUCAUCUUAUAUGCAGUACUGGCUUUGAUUUCAGUUUGUUGUUGCGCUACAUAUAACAAGCUUUUUGACAAAGCAGAAUAUUUAUACAAUGCUCGUUGUAUUUUCUGUUUCAAAGUUAUGCUAUAGUUGUAUUUUAUGUUG